This is a messenger RNA of Amphimedon queenslandica, 881 nucleotides long. RefSeq names its product E3 ubiquitin-protein ligase RNF170-like. The record is from RefSeq and is a predicted model, not a curated record. Lineage: Eukaryota; Metazoa; Porifera; Demospongiae; Haplosclerida; Niphatidae. Gene Ontology annotation, molecular function: ubiquitin protein ligase activity. The transcript has 3 exons. Bases 97 to 864 code for a protein of 255 amino acids.
GAUGUAUAUAUAAAAUCUACUUCCGGUUUCAUUUUACAUCCGGUUUCAAAUUGCGUGGGUGUUGGUUUUUGUGGUCUGGCUUCAGUGGCUUGUAAAAUGGAGCCUACAGAAAGCCUCGUUGAAGGAAUUGGGGACGAACUGCUGUGGACUUUUCUCUCCCUAUUUGUAAUCCUCCUCCUCAGUGUGUGGUACCUGUUCUGUACUGAUAGUAGGAGAACAGAGAACGUCCAUCCUGAACAAGAAGAAGUAGUAGAGAGAGUAAGAGAGCAACUAAGAGACAACCAACAGCAACAAGAAGAAGAAGAAGCCAAUGAAGACUAUGAUCCUGAUAAUGCUGAACUCCCUCAAUGCCCAGUCUGCCUUGGACCAAUAACCUACCUAGCAGAGACUAACUGUGGUCAUAGGUUUUGUGCUCAGUGCAUAUUAAUGUACUGGAGGACUGAUAGGUGGCCUAGGGCCUGCAGGUGUCCUGUCUGUAGGAGAGAGGUUAAUAUCCUAUUGACAUUGCCUCAGUUGGAGACUAAUGAGAGAUAUCGUGAUCUAACAAAUGAGAUUAGGGAUUAUAAUAGUCGUAUGUCAGGAGAAUGGAGACCAUUAAUGAGUUACAUAUAUGACAUACCAACAUUACUACGCUACCUGCUAAGAGACUUAUUCUCAGUCCAUGGUCUAAUAUGUAUUCACAGGUUACAUAUUUUAGCAGUUCUAGUACUGUUGCUAUUGUAUUUGUUCAUUCCUUUUGAUCUGCUCCCAGAAUCAGCUAUUGGUCUCAUUGGUUUGAUUGAUGAUGGACUUGUACUACUAACUGUUAUUAUAUAUGUGACUUUAUUGUAUAGAUCUUAUGUUACUAACAGAGCUAUCAAUUAAUAUUUAUUCAAAACUAA